AUGCAUCCGCCGAGCUCGAAACCGAUGGAAAUCGCGGCCGUGGCGUACCGCGCUGGGCUGCUCGCGCGGGCCCGUCCUGGCAGCAGGGCGCGCAGGCGGGCGUGGGAACACGGCGUUGCCGUCGGCCCCGCCCCGUCCGCCGCUCGAAGAAGGCUGCUCGUCGCGUCGCUCGGGGUCGGGGAGCCACUCCCGCCGCAAUCCCUGGGCGAGGAGGCCGUGGCGCUGGAGGUGGGUGAGGAUGAUGAUCUGGACUCGCUAGUUUCGGCCGAAAACCUCCUGCCUCCUGCUGCUGCUAUUGCUGACGUUCCUGAGGCCAGGACAGUGCGCGUCAAGUUCGUGCUGAGGAAGCAGUGCGCCUUUGGCCAGCAGUUCCUCGUCGUCGGCGACGACGCGGCGCUCGGACUUUGGGAUCCAGCUAAGGCGAUCGCCUUGGUUUGGUCAGAAGGCCACGUCUGGACGGCGACGACGGAUUUGCCGGCGAACAGGUCGAUCGAGUUCAAGUUCCUGCUGCGAGAUGCCUCGGGGCAUGUCCGUUGGCAGCAUGGCACUAACAGAACUCUGCAAAUUACUGAAACCCCAAACACCAUGGUUGUCCACGAAGACUGGGAUCACGGCAACAAACAGAAAGUAUCAGAGGAGGAAGAGCUCUCCAUCGGGGAAGAAGAUGCGAUGUUUUCCGAGGAUCUUGCAGGAACAAAUGGCGCAACGCCGGUAGAUAAGGCAGAUAAUCCCCAAAAGCAUCAGAAUCUGGAGACCGACAGGUCGGCUGCGGUGGUUGCAGAUGCUCCUCUGCAGGGGGAAAUGGUAGCAGCAAAUGGAACGGACCAACCACAGCUGAUGGUGGACAAACACCAGACGAUUCUUGAAGAGGUCCCCGGAGAACAAAACGGCACCCCUUCUGCCGAUGAUUAUGCUGGCAAUGGCAACGACGACGACACUACCUUGUGUCAGGGAGGUGAUCUGCUGCCGAAUAGGCCGACAAGUAUAUUUGAGAACGACUUGGCCUGGGCCGGGAAAGCCAUGCAGCAGCUGCUCCGGAUCCUUGGUUUCCAGAUCGGCACAACAAGAACAUGA
Molecule: messenger RNA, 1074 nt
Organism: Miscanthus lutarioriparius
Lineage: Eukaryota; Viridiplantae; Streptophyta; Magnoliopsida; Poales; Poaceae
Source: the annotation of a GenBank genome assembly